UCAACGGUAGUCGAGCUGAUCGGAAGAAGUCGCGUUACAAAGUGCGUGUUCAAAAAAGAGGGUUUAAAGCCGAUGUAAACACCUGCAAGUUACUACAAUGCUGCAAUUCCAAGUGUUUGGUUCGGUUGGGCUGAAACGGCCCAUUGGGUUCGCCCCGGGAAGUGAUGGGUGGUGUUUAGUGAUUGUGUUGAUUCUGGGACUUGGGACGCUAGUGACUCGUGGUGACCCCAUUCCGGAACCGGAUCCAGCGAGGAUCCUGGGAAAGUACUACUUUUCAGUGGAACCUGGACAGAAGGAGUAUACGCUGUCGAAGAAACCCGUUGAUCUGAGCCAGAUCCUCGGCGACGAUGACCUGGAUCCGGACAGUUCGGCGAGUUACAGAGACCUUGUAGGAGGUCAUAACCAUAACCAUCAUAACCAUAACAACCAUCAUCACUCUUCGUCGUCUUCAUCCCACGGGUCGGGAACAUCGCCGGGGUUCAUGACCUCGUACACGACCUCAACGCGGCAUGGCCACAGCCUGAAGAGUCCCAGCCUCAGCUACGAUUCCGGAAGUAGCGACGAGGACAGUGACGAACGUGGUGGCAACCACAACUACGGACACAGCAGUUCGGCAUACUACAGUAGCAGCAGCAGCAGCAACAGCGGAAGCAAACGCAAGCCGAUUAUCCCGAUUCUGCAGUCGUACAGUAUCAUCCACGCGACCAAGGAUCACCAUGCGCCGCCUUCAAGCAGUGUCAAGUACGUUGGAUCCAGCAGUGGCAACAGCUAUACCGGAAAUAGUGGCCCAAGUGGUCCCAGCAACAGUGACGAGGAAGACUACUACGAAAGCAUCCCGUACACGCCCCCGAAGGUGGUCCACACCAAGGCUCGGGCAGUCCCGAUUGCGCAGCACAUCGAAGUGGAGAGGCCCGAGCCGAUUCCGUACGUGAAGAAGAUCCACGUACCCGUGCCGACGGAGGUCAAGAUCCAGAUUCCGCAUCCGGUGCUGGUGCCGGUGCCGCAGCCCUACCCGGUUCACGUUCCCGUGUCGCAACCCGUGGCGGUACCCGUAAUUCGCGAGAUUACCAUCCCGAUCGAAAAGAUCGUCCCGUACCCGGUGGAGAAGCGCGUGCCCAUCCCGAUCGAGAAGCCCGUCCCGUAUCCGGUCGAGAAGCACAUCCCGGUGCACAUCCCGCAGCCCUACCCGGUCAAGGUACCGGUCGUCAAGACCAUCUACCAUAAGUAUAAAGCCCCGCGGACUGUCGGCGUCGGCAGCGUGACCAUCCCGGAGUAGAUGGAUUUUAAUUAAAUUAAUGUUCUUUGUAAGGUAAUUAAUGAGCGGGGGGAAAUUUACAACUUUUGCUGUAAAUUGAACCGAGUUUGAACAGUUGUUGAAGUUUGUUUACA
Culex quinquefasciatus (southern house mosquito) is the source of this 1389-nucleotide messenger RNA. RefSeq names its product E3 ubiquitin-protein ligase arkadia-B. Lineage: Eukaryota; Metazoa; Arthropoda; Insecta; Diptera; Culicidae. The transcript has 2 exons. The record is from RefSeq and is a predicted model, not a curated record. Bases 98 to 1276 code for a protein of 392 amino acids.